GCGGCGAAGCUGGCGAUGGAGAGCAACCUUCAGGGCAGGGCAAGGGAAGCUGGCCUCCCAUUAGGCGAGCCGUGCAUGUGCGGAAGGAUGGAGUAAGGAAGAGCGUGCUCCUAUUGGCCAGUUAAACGGUGGAGGGAAUGAGCGCAAAUUCCCAUUGGCCGGGAAAUAAAGGAACGGCGAGGCGUUCCGUUCGGGGCUUUGCGCCUUCUGAACGGGAAGGUUUUUCUCUCGGCCGCCUCGCCUGGACCGCAAAAGGGCUGCUCGUCGCCGGGUUUUCGUCGUCCGGCCCUGCUCGUGCACGCGCUUGGCGGGAAGGGGGGAGGGAAACGAGCAGGGCUCGCCUGCUUCCAUUGGUCGGGCCGCGCACGUGCUCGCGGUGGGCGGGCUUGAACUCUGCGCGAGCCUCCAUUGGCCUCGGGUUGCGCGCCCCCGCACGGAGCGCGCUCCUUCCCUCAGCUGUGGGAGGGGUGGGCGCCUGGCUCGCGCCCCGGCGAGCGCAUGCCCAGUGCGGAUGGGGCAGGCGGCGAUGGUGGAGCUAGGCUGAUGGCGGCGCAGGAGGCGCUGCGCUGAGGACGCUCCGGGAGCCCGUCCCCAUCCCGGCCGCCGCCGCCUCGCCAUGGGCAACGAGGCCAGCCUGGAGGGCGGUGGAGCCGAGGGGCAGCUGCCCCCCGGCCCCGCCGCCGGCCCCUCCACGACGCCCGGGGCUGCCAAGCCGCCUUCAGCACCAGGCAGCGGAGGACAGCUCCCUCCGGGCAGGGCUCCAGCCGCCGCACCGGGCCCCGCGCAGCCGCACGGACCCUCCGCCAGCACACCAAGAAGACCAGAUCAAUCGGACCCCUCCUUUGGACAGAGAGCAGCUUCCCCAUCCCCAAAACCGGCUGCUCAGACCAGCGAAAGCACAAGAGAGAUGAGGAGCCAUGGGCAGACCCCCCAACAGGCUGAUGGGCCAAGGAGGACACUCCAAGUGGACAGCAGGAGCCAGAGGACAGGGCGUUCACCGUCUGUGUCACCGGAUCGAGGCAGCACCCCUACCUCACCUUAUUCUGUCCCACAAAUUGCACCCCUUCCUAGCAGCACACUCUGUCCUAUAUGCAAGACAACAGAACUCACCUCCUCUCCCAACCAGCCAAACUUCAACACCUGUACACAGUGUCACAACAAGGUCUGCAACCAAUGUGGAUUCAACCCCAACCCUCACCUGACUGAGGUAUGUCGCACUCAAAAGACUUGUCUUCAGCUUGCAAACAGGCUAACCAACUGUGGCAGCUCCCAAAUAGUUCUUGGCCACAUUCCCUGGACACCAACCAGUCCUUUGAUUUGUAUGAAAAAUACAUCAGGGUUGCAUAACCAGACUUUGGGCCAAGCUAGACAGUAUGUGAACGACAUGAUUGUAAUUUGUGUUCCUUAAUUCUAACCCCUUAAAUUUGAUAAAAUUAAGUUAGGAUACUCUUAAACUGGGGUACGUCUUACUCUUCUAUACUUUAAAACCAAUUAAGUAUUUCUCUUUGUUCAGGUCUCUAGCGCCUAAAUGUAUGGGAUAGGAUAGGGUUGGUGAGAGUGCCCUUUAAUUUUCUAGUCUGGGGAGGUUCUCCUCUGACUCUUAUCAUCAUAAUUAUUUAUUAAAUCAAUGUGGUGCUUUUGUUAUUAAAUAGUUUUGCUUACUGAUUGAUAUAUGGUAUUU
Messenger RNA from Podarcis muralis (Common wall lizard), 1681 nucleotides. Lineage: Eukaryota; Metazoa; Chordata; Lepidosauria; Squamata; Lacertidae. The record is from RefSeq and is a predicted model, not a curated record.